AUGCUGCCCCCAAAGCCGCAACAAGCCACGCCCUCGCAAACCACGCCUGCUGCAGCAAACCACGCCCGUUACACUCCACACCACCUGCAAACCACGCCUCUUACACACGACGCCCCGCAAACCACGCCCCUUACACACCACACCCCCUGCAAACCACGCCUGCUGCAGCAAACCACACCCUUACACACCACGCGUCCCACAAACCAGUGGCAGCAGCAACCACACCCCUUACACACCAUGACCCCCGCAAACCACGCCUGCUGCAGCAAACCACGCCCCUUACACUCCACACCACCUGCAAACCACGCCCCUUACACUCCACACCACCUGCAAACCACGCCCCUUACACACGACGCCUCGCAAACCACGCCCCUUACACACCACACCCCCUGCAAACCACGCCUCCCACAAACCAGUGGCAGCAGCAACCACGCCCCUUACACUCCACACCACCCGCAAACCACGCCCCUUAUACUCCACACCACCUGCAAACCACGCCCCUUACACGCCACACCACCUGCAAACCACGCCCCUUACACACGACGCCUCGCAAACCACGCCCCUUACACACCACAACCCCUGCAAACCACGCCUCCCACAAACCAGUGGCAGCAGCAACCACGCCCCUUACACUCCACACCACCUGCAAACCACGCCCCUUAA
Messenger RNA from Stegastes partitus (bicolor damselfish), 663 nucleotides. RefSeq names its product extensin-like. NCBI's taxonomy places the organism in Eukaryota, Metazoa, Chordata, Actinopteri, Pomacentridae. The transcript has a single exon. The record is from RefSeq and is a predicted model, not a curated record. Bases 1 to 663 code for a protein of 220 amino acids.